Molecule: messenger RNA, 6505 nt
Organism: Sitodiplosis mosellana (orange wheat blossom midge)
Lineage: Eukaryota; Metazoa; Arthropoda; Insecta; Diptera; Cecidomyiidae
Product: nucleolysin TIAR
Exons: 11
Coding region: 2009-3451 (480 amino acids)
Molecular function (GO): RNA binding
Source: RefSeq, a predicted model, not a curated record
ACAUUCUCUCCGUCUGUAGCAAAUCCUUUUGUUUCGUUUGUCCGUGCACACACAUGUCUGGCUCUAUAAAAGAGGCAUGUUUUGUGAGCUUGUAGACAGUUAAUGAAAAAUAAACAUACCGAAGAUGACGAGGCGCCGACACUCGUGAAUUUUCAACGUUUAAAUGUGGGUAUACACUGCAUUUGCCCAAUAAACUCGGCAAUCAAAAUUGUAACAACAUUGCUUUUUCGUACGCGAUCUUCUAUUUUCAAUGUAGCAAUUUUCAAAAGUGGACGUCAUCGUAAAGAGGCCGUAAACAAGCAAGCAAACAAACGAAUAUACAACACUAAACCAUUUCGCUGCAAAUUACAACAGAAAAGCUGACCAGAAACGUAACUUAUCAUCAGUUUUCGUUUGGCACGUCGAACACUGUUUCCACCUCACCCGUUUUGUCUGCCAUUGUUUCCACCGUACAAGAGGGAAAAAAAACAUUGAAAUAUAAACAAUAAAGAGGCCAAUAAGUUUCUCAAGUCGUUUGUCGAAAAAUGUGUUUUGUAUUUUUGAUGUGAGCCACGUACACAAAAUAGGCAAACAUUAUCAACUAUACAAAUUGGUCGGGGAUUUUUUUUCCGUGUCAAAAUUUCGAAUUGGGCCGAUAGAGAACGAGAGGGCGAGCACGAAAAUUGAGAGGGCGAAUGUGAGCGGAAAAUCGAAAAGAAAAACAUUCACCGAGGAAAAGAAAAAGAAAGAGAAAGAACAAAAGAAAACAAAUAAACACAAGUGUACAUGACCACCUAUCAAGAACAACAAACGAACGACUUUUCUCUGGCUAAGCGAUAAAGUAUACGGAACACUGCGAUAAACAGCAAACAACGAGAACUGCAUUCUGAAUUGUUAUAUAAAAAUAAAAAGAACAGAGAAAGAGAAAAUCGUCUUGUUUUCCACUCGGAAUCUUGCCUUAUAAUAAAUAAUAGUACUUGUGGACUGUACCAUGAAUGUGCGAGACGAUCAAAACGAAAAAUAAAACUUUUCCAACGGCAAAAUACAUGUAUGCAUUCACAAACGAAAGCGCGGAGAAAAUGUGUAAUAGAAAAAUAAUAAAGAUUGUGAUACAGUCGAAUGAAGUUCAUUGUAAAAAUUGAAAUAUGAUUUGACAAAGUGCAUUUGCGAUUACUUUAAAAAUUAUCAAAACAGAUUGAAAUACAAAAAGAAAAACAAAUACUGAAACGGAGAGAAACAUAAAGGAAGCCGGAAAAUAUUGUAUAUUGUUUUAUGUUUUAUAGCCAAUCGCAGUGGAAGUUGCAAGUGAAUUCAUUUUCUUAUUUUUCACUCAUUUGAAAUUGUGAAAUAAAACUGACAGAAAGAAAAAAAUUAUAUAAAUAAACGUUGGUUCUACGUGCAUUGCAAUUGAUUCGUGAGCACUAAAUAAGCGAAAAGCAUUUUCAUUGAAACGUGUGGAAAAAGUUAGGUAAACACUCUGGUCAAAGUGUAUCGCAACGCUACGGGAAAUUUUUGUUAACGAUCUUUGAGUUAAGUAAAAAUAACUUCACAAACGCAACCCGACGCGAGCCCAUCAGUUGGGCUACGCUUGGUCGGGCUCUUACCGUGUGCAGUGUGGUCACCAAAGAUACCGAAGCCAACAAUUGGCCAGAUACAACGUGUACAAGCGACACCGUAUACAGUAACAUCGAACGCAUCAUCGAUUCGAUCGGCUGCCAUUUUAACUGAUCCAUCGACAUCCGCACAUCCUCCCGUCAAUCGACUGUUGGUUACAGCACAACGAACUGAGACAUCGACCAGUUCGUGUCGUUGCGCUACGAUUCAACCGAAUACGUCUACUGAUCAAUUACACCCCAGUCAAGUUUCGACGAAUCAUCACCACCACCACCACCAUCAUCAGAAGCAGCAGCAGCAGCAAUCGACCUCCACAGGAACAAUAACAACAAUUGCACCCAUCAACCAAUCGCCAACUAUUAAUCAACGCGCAAGUAAUUUACGUCCGAUCUCAUCAACAUCAAGCUCAAACCCUAUGCUUCUGCUACCAUUUGCUGCAAUGCCACCGGGUUUCGUCCCGAUCCAAGGUCAAAUACCAGUUGUUGCUUCUGCAACCGUGCCGCCACCAUCAUCCACACCAACUUAUCCGGCACAACCACAAUCGCAUAAUCUUGGCGGAACGUCACAAAUUCUGCCACCAAAUAAUCCAAUACAAAACGCUAUUGCUCACAAUAAUGCUGGUUCACCUGCUGUUUUUAUCGCAUCAGGAUCGUGCACGGAACAAAACACAAAGGACGGGAAAUGCGCUUUGAUGAAGAGCACAACAGUAAACCAACCGAUAUCCACACCACAAACUAUCAACGCAAAGUUGGACACAAGCAAACAUUAUCACAUAUUCGUAGGGGAUUUAAGUCCUGAAAUAGAAACACAACAGCUUAAGGAUGCGUUUGCACCAUUCGGAGAUAUAUCAGAUUGUAGAGUCGUAAGAGAUCCUCAGACAAUGAAAUCAAAAGGUUACGGAUUUGUAUCAUUUGUAAAGAAAACGGAAGCGGAAAGUGCAAUAACAGCAAUGAAUGGACAAUGGUUAGGCUCCAGAUCAAUUAGAACGAAUUGGGCAACUAGAAAGCCACCAGCGACAAAGGCCGAACUCAAUUUAAAACCAUUAACUUUUGACGAAGUCUACAACCAAAGUAGUCCAACAAACUGUACAGUAUAUUGUGGCGGCGUAAAUGGCGCAUUGUCCGGAGCAUUGACAGAAGAAAUUUUACAAAAAACAUUUUCACCAUUUGGUACGAUUCAGGAAAUCAGAGUGUUCAAGGAUAAAGGAUACGCUUUUGUUCGUUUUUCCACGAAAGAGGCCGCAACACAUGCGAUCGUUGCGAUUCACAAUUCCGAAAUCAAUGGGCAGCCAGUGAAAUGUUCAUGGGGAAAAGAGAGCGGAGAUCCAAAUAAUGCACCAUCGAUUGCAAGUCAGGCAUUGGGUCAAGCUGGUUUUCCAUUUGGCACAGCAUAUGGUCAGCAAGUGGCUGGCUAUUGGUAUCCACCAGCACCGACCUAUCCAACUGCUCCGGCUCCCUCGGCACCCAUUCAAGGUCAAUUCUUGCAAGGAAUGCAAGGGUAUGCGUAUGGACAAUUCGCCGGUUACCAACAAGCUGGAUACAUGGGAAUGGGUGUUCAAAUUCCGGGUGCAUGGCAAGGAGUUCCAGCUCAAGCACAAAUUCCAGCUGCUCAAAUUCCAACUGCCCAAGGUGUUGGCAGCGCCCUGCCACAGGCUGCUGGUGUUGUUGCUUAUCCAAUGCAACAAUUUCAGGUGAGCCCUCAGAUUGAUGAAAGCGCCUAUUCAACUAUGGACAACAUUUAUGGAGAUUACAAAAGUCAUUCUCCACCAAAAAGCCCACAUAUUUCAAUUAAAGAUGUUCGCUACUUAUCCAAAUACAAUUCGAAAUUGUGCUAUCAAGGACCGUACGGCGUCUAUUAAACAGCAUAAAGCAUGCACAGAAAGAAAAAAAAAACAAAACAAACAAACGGACUUUUAAAGCAUCACUACACAAAUCAACACUGCACGCAUAGCUCAUACACAUGCAAACAUUCACUCGGAAAAUUACCAAAAAAAAAAGAAAACACACACACAUAAACACAUACAAAUUGCACCGAAUAUUUAUUACCCUUAUUGUAUGUCUGAGCGUUGCUUUGGAAUCGAUAGGAAAUGAGUGUGUGAUGAGAGAUAGGAAUUCAAAUAUGUGAAUAUCAACCAAGAUGUAGAAAUUAUUUAAAAUGAAGAUUUUUUUUUUGUAUUCGUUUCGAACGAAGGAAUAAGCAAAUGGCACUUUUUUAUUCGUUAAUUUCGCCCGCAUGAUGAAUUGUGAAUGUGUUCAACACAGAGCUCAUUCAUUUGAUUUGACUCAACGGAUUUUUUGUUUGGUUGUGUUUUUUUUUGUUUUGGUUUUAUUCUGUUUUGCUUUUACUUCACUCGGUCCAAUUGCGAGGCUGUUGAAAUUCAAUGAAUUUGGAAGCCGCAUUCAGGCCGACCAACACACAAAAUUCAUGGUAAAACAAGUUAGGCACUGUCAAGCGAAUAAACGACAUGUCAUUUGAAUGUACGUAUAUACAUAUAUACAGUUAUAUAUAUAACAGUUAGCCUUAGGCUGAUUUAAUCGAUCUAAUCUAAAAACACAUUGAAAAUGGAAACACACAACUGAAUUGAAUGAACAAACAAACAAACAAAAAAAGAAUGAGAAUUAUGAAUGAAAGAAAAAAAAACCGAUUAUGAAUUCAGAUCAGAAUUUAUUUAGGGAUUAAUAUACAUAAAUUAGAUAAAGCAAGCAUAUUGUUUGUUCAAAAUGCAUGUUCGAUGUGUAUGUAAUUAAGAGAAAUAAAUGAGUGUCGUGACCACGAUGAAUUUGUGAAUGGAAACAACAGUAACAAAGCACUAUAAAAAAAUUGAACUUAUAGUACCAUAAUCAAACUCCUAUAAAUGAAAGAAAAUGUAUGUAAAUGUACGCUGGGUCUUCAGAUUGUAUAACUAGAUCAGUUGAAGAGGAAAAAAAAUCAACAAUCGAAAUCUGAAUUGGUCGAAUUCAAUUACAUGCGGCAAGUUGCAUUGCAUACUAAAUCAAAUGCCUCGCGUCACAACCUAAUAAAAGAAGCACUUUUUAUAUCAAUUUCUUUCCGAAUGCCGGAUGAAUCAUUCAACAUUUCUGUUUAUGUUCACAUGAACAGAAAAAAAAACGAUUUUCAUUCUGUUGAAUGUUACAAAAAUGCGUUAACCAUCCGUGACAUUUAUCUACUUUUGAUUGCUGUGAAAUAUUGAAAAGCUUUUAUGUUAAAACGCAUAUCGAUAACGUCGAUGAUCCCAAUGCCAGUUCACAUCAAAAACACUUGUGAACUGCUUUGCAGUAUUUUUAUUUCGUUCAAAUACUUGUUUUUCAGUUUGAUUAAACGCAAGCAUAGCAAUUGAAUGAAGGCAAAUGUAAAAACAUAUAUUCAUAAGUGUGAACAAUGAAAACAAAACAAAUAACUCACCCAAAAGAUGAAAAAAACAAUGGAAAUGGUAAUUGUUACUCGUCAACCCAAGCUACCGAACAUGUUUCGAAGUCAUCAGAUGUAUCGGAUUCUCCGAAAUGAAAGAACAUUAUCUACGAACCGAAACAUGAAACACUACGUUGUUAUGUGAAAGCUUGGGAUGAUACAUACGCAAAAAAAAAAUACCGUAGACUUAGAAUAUUCGUAUAUUGUAAUUAUAACGUUCAUCAAUAUCAGCAAAUCAAUAUUUAUGCAUAGAUUUAACGGCGCUGAUGAACGAUUUAAUUGAUAAAUAUAAACCAAAAAUAUACAUGUAGAUUAAUUAUUUAGGACCUAGCAAAUCAAUGAACGAUUUAGAUGAAUAUGAAUGAAAGAUUCCUACCAAAAACAGCAACAGCAACAGCAACAAAUUGUCAACGCAACGCAGUAAAAAUAAGGAAUUACAACAAAAAACCAAAACAAACAAAAAACGCGCACAUUCUCAGAACCGAACAAAAACCAUUCAAUAUUUCGUAAUUUCUUCGUUUUGGUUGUGCAAAAAAAAAAAUCCAAAGAAGCUACAUAGAAAGACCAAUUGAAACGAACAAAUUGAACAAUGAUUACAAUCAAAUUGUCAAAACACAAGAGUUCAAUCAAAUUAUAUUUGUGAAAUAUGAUAACAUUUACCUCUCUAGUGUGGAAAUCGAUGCGUUUGAAAUGACUACACUUACUCACAUACAUACAUACACACACGCUAUGCCAUGGCAUUUCGAUUGAGCAGAGUUAAAGCACAAAGGCCGUUCGACUGACACGGACACAAACACUUGAACAGGUAAUUAAUCGAUUUAAUGGCAUAAAUUGGUAGUCCAUCCGUUAAGAUGUGUCACGGUAUAAAUGCGCUUUUUACCAUUUUAUGUUAACCGGUAUGGAUUUUCAUGUUUUUUUGUUUUUAUUUUUUGUUCAAUUCAUAUUUUAUGUUAAAAUAUAAACCAAAUAGAGAGAAAAUUAAUGAAUAUUACUAUGUGAUGAUCAGCAUGCAGCAGCUUGUUUGUAAAUGAAAUUCAGCGAUUAAUGAAAAUAAUCCGAAAAUUGUGUUUGUUUGAGAGCUAUGUUUCGAUUUCCCAAAAAAAGGAAGAAGAAGACAAAACAUGAUAAGAAAUUUUAUGCAAUAAUUUAUGUUGUGUUAAUCAUAAUUGAAAAUGUGUGUUAAAAAGUAAAAGACUACAAAACGAUAAAAUUAACCAAAAAAAAGUAUAAAAGAAUAUAUAUAUAUAUAUAUAGAUAUAUAGAUAUAUUUAUCCAUGGGGAGAGGGAAUCAGUUGCGAUAAAUUAUUGAGUAAAUCGGUAACGAAAUGUUAAGUGGAUUUUAUUUCGUGUCUUAUCAAAUAUUUCAAAUGUUUGUAAAUUAAUUUUCUUUCGUUAUGUUCGGUGCAUAUCCUUGCUGCGGCAACAAUGCUUAUGCUGUCAGCGUCUGACAAAAUGAUGACAGUGUUCUGAAAACCCAUUUCGAAUAAUCAACAACAAUAUGAGA